This is a messenger RNA of Recurvomyces mirabilis, 1170 nucleotides long. It is a transcript of the gene MRL1, whose product is annotated as Cation-independent mannose-6-phosphate receptor CI-MPR. Bases 1 to 1170 code for a protein of 389 amino acids. The transcript has 2 exons. The record is from RefSeq and is a predicted model, not a curated record. NCBI's taxonomy places the organism in Eukaryota, Fungi, Ascomycota, Dothideomycetes, Mycosphaerellales, Teratosphaeriaceae.
AUGAUGAACCUACUCUACCACUCCCUCGCCUUCUACCUCACCCUGACUCCCGCCCUCUCCGCCUCCCACCCAUCAUCCUCCUCCUCCCCCUCAGCAACAGCCACCAAAUCGGCGCACGUCACCACCAGCGCCGCAGCCUGCACCAUCCGCUCCCCCAACACCCACGCCUUCUUCGACCUCAACCCCCUGCACCUCCAACAUCCCGAAGACAGCAAAGCCAAGCACCCGCGCUCCAACUCCUGGAAUGCCUCGGGCUAUGAUCUAGGCUACAACUUCACCAUGAACUUCUGCGGGAGCGUGAUUGAGGAUCUGAGUGAUAAGGGAGGGGUGGUGGGCGUGGAGAAGGCGGGUUGGGGGGAUGUGGGAGCUUAUUAUGAGCAAGGCGGCAAGAUCUACAGCUUGGGUCAGAUGAACGACCGGCCGAUUUUCAGGGGCAGGAAGCUGGUGAUGAAUUAUACCGAUGGUUCGCCCUGUGGACGGGAUGUUGGCAAGAGGGAGCAUGUGAUUGAAGAUCUAGGCAGGAGGGAAAUCAUCGGCGGCGACGAUGACGACGAUGAUGAUGACGACGAAGACGAAGACGACGACAACAAGAAGAAGAAGAAGCCACCGAAAAAAGGCGCCAGCAAACCCUCCCACGACAACGACGACGAGGACUCGCCAAAGAAAGGCGCCGGUGCAUCGAUCCAGCGCAAAUCAACCAUCAUCUCCUUCCUCUGCGACCGCGACCCCCUCUCCCCCCUCCUCACCCUCUCCUUCAUCUCCGCCUCGCCAGACGAAUGCACCUACGUCUUCGAAGCCCGGAGUUCCGCGUCUUGCAGCGGGAUCGAGACGGCGAAGCAGACACUUUCCCCCUCGGGAGUUUUCGGGGUGAUAGUGCUGAUAGCCGUGCUCGUGUACUUGGUUGGAGGGUGCGUGUACAGUCGUAUGGUGCUGCAUCAGAGGGGGUGGCAGCAGUUGCCUAAUUAUGGGCUUUGGGCGGCUGUGGGGGGGUUUCUCAAGGAUAUCUUCAUCAUCCUCACAUCUUCUUGUACCCGCCUCUUCCCGUCCCGAAGAGGCUACACGCGUGUGAAUGGCGGUCUGGGCCGCGGUGGGGGGAACGGGAGAGGGAGGGGCGAUAGCGAUGCGGAGAACCGACUUAUAGAUGAGUUGAAUGAGGAGUGGGAUGAUUGA